Molecule: messenger RNA, 2625 nt
Organism: Alligator mississippiensis (American alligator)
Lineage: Eukaryota; Metazoa; Chordata; Crocodylia; Alligatoridae
Product: L-amino-acid oxidase-like
Exons: 6
Coding region: 534-2174 (546 amino acids)
Biological process (GO): amino acid catabolic process
Molecular function (GO): polyamine oxidase activity; L-amino-acid oxidase activity
Source: RefSeq, a predicted model, not a curated record
GGACAGUUACAACUACUGUGUUUGAACUCCUGUGUAACACAAACUGCAGGAUUUCACUUUACAAUUCCAGCAGCAAGCCCAUUGUCUCCAUGUUGAAAGGUAUUAAAAAGAAACCUAUUUUUUCUGGAAAGGCUGAUCAUCCUGCUAUUUGAAAAUUAGCCCUGUUGAGGCAUCUCAGUCUGGUUACACAAAAUCACUAGGAGGUUUGGGAGGGGAGAAGUUACUACUGUGUCCCUAUAUGUUGGGUAUGAUGUACCAGUGAAGGGUGUCACCUGCAUUGUCCUGGAGAACAAGUCACAUUCUUGAGUCGUGCUACCUGGGCUCACCCCCAGCAUUCAGAAAGGCAUGGGAGAAACAUAUUUUAAAUGGCAGUCCCAUCCCAAAAGUUAUCAUAAUCUAUGAUGACGUUACAUGUCUGCUGGUAAAGUCAAACACUGAUCUUUGCUUUCUGAUACAAUUGAGACUCGACCCAAGAUCUACUGUAGGUGGUGGCAGGCCAGUUGUCAUGCCUCUUGCCUUCAGGGUUACAGAGAAUGAAGUUGCUGAUUACUUGUGUCAUUAACAGAACUAUUCUUUCCUUUGUGCAUCUAUCCCUAGCACUUUUCCAGCUGUUUGUCCUUGUGCUAGCUCUAAGUGUGGGAGGCUUUUCUAGCUAUCCUGAACACUGCCUUCAUGAUCCUGAUUAUGAUCAUCUGGUGAAGAUCGCCAAACACGGACUGGGAAAGGCAGCCCAUCCAAAGAAGAUUGUCAUUGUGGGGGCAGGAAUAAGUGGACUCACUGCUGCCAAACUUCUCAGGGAUGCGGGUCAUAAGGUCACAGUCCUGGAAACCAGUGGUAGCGUAGGAGGACGGGUCAAGACCUAUCGCGAUGAGACACAAGAUUGGUACGUGGAGCUGGGAGCCAUGCGUUUACCAAGAGGACACAGGAUUGUGCGUGAAUUUAUUAGACAAUUUCACCUGAAGCUAAAAGAGUUCUCUCAGAUGAAUGACAAUGCCUGGUAUUUGGUUAAUGGCAUCAGGGCAAGAGUAAGAGAAGUCAAGCAAAAUCCCGACAUGCUGAAUUAUACUCUGUAUCCUAAAGAGAGGGGCAAAUCUCCUAGUGAACUUUAUAGGGAAACUCUGCAGACGGCCAUGUCGGAGUUCCGGCGUUCAGACUGCAAGAAAUAUUUGGAUAAAUACGACUCUUUUUCUACCAAGGAGUAUUUGAUUAAAGAAGGAAACUUAAGCAAUGGGGCUGUGCAGAUGAUUGGUGACUUGCUGAAUGAGGAUUCUGGAUACUACAUGUCAUUUCUCAGCUCUCUCAUGGAUUUUGAUGUCUUCUCUCAUGAAGAGAGCUUUGAUGAGAUCACAGGGGGCUUCGACCAGUUGCCCACUGCCUUCUAUUACUCUAUGCCUGGCAUUGUCCAGCUUAACUCCACGGUUGAGAAGAUAAUAACAAAGGGUAAUAAGGUUAGAGUUGUUUACCGUGCACCAGACACACUGACUCCUUAUGUCCUGAUGGUUGACUAUGUCCUUAUUACCACCUCAGCCAAAGCCACGAGACUCAUCAAAUUUAUGCCACUGCUUUCCCCCCAAAAGGCACAUGCCUUGCGCUCUGUUCACUACUCCAGCUCCACCAAGAUUGCCUUGGCCUGCACUGAAAGGUUCUGGGAAAGAGACGGGAUUCAUGGUGGGCAGUCAAUCACGGAUCGUCCCUCCAGGUUCAUCUACUACCCCAACCACAACUUCUCCAGUGGUGUGGGUGUGAUCCUGGCUUCCUAUACUUGGAACGAUGAUGCUGACUUCUUUGUUCCUCUCAGUGAUGAGAAGUGCAUUGAUGUAGUGCUAGACGACCUUGCAGAAGUACACGACAUAUCCAAGGACUACAUCCAGUAUGUCUGUGAUAAGCACGUGAUACAAAGGUGGAACUUGGACAAACAUUCCAUGGGGGCAUUCGCCUUCUUCACCCCGUACCAGUUUAUGGACUAUUCCAAGGCCCUGUUUCAGAAUGAAGGAAGGGUCCAUUUUGCAGGAGAACACACAGCUUGGCCUCAUGCCUGGAUUGAUUCUUCUAUGAAAUCUGCUGUGAGAGCAGCAAGAAACAUUCACCGGGAUAGCAACCUACCUCCAGAGCAACAGCUGCAGCAGGAAGAGGAGCCGGAGACUGUUAGCUUGGGUUUCAGAGAUGAACUUUAAUGUCUCCAGGAGUAUUUGGGGAAGAAACAAAAGGGCUGGAUACUAAACGAAGAAAUAGCGACUAUGCUGCUACACACCUUCACCUGGCACAAGUCCUCAGCUGGAGGAUAUCAGAGUGUUUCCUUCAAGUCAGUGAUGCCACAUUGACACAUACCAGCUUAGAAUUUGGCCCCAGGUGUAUUUCAGAUAGGAUUAAUUUUUUCUUUCUCCCUUCAAAUAUUAGACAGAUAGAACUAGAGUAGAGAAAAUUCCAUAGGAAUAAUUUUAGUAAUCAAAGGUUUCUUUCAUCAAAAUGAUCAUUGCUCAAAUGCACUGCACUUGCCUUUUUAAUGCACAUGCCUAGACAGGUAUAACUCAAUUGCACACUUCAUAUAUCACCUUAUAUUGCUAUAUAUAUAAUGUUAUUUUUAUAUGUAUAGUUUAGCAUCAGUGAUAAAAUAUGUGAAAAUAA